Messenger RNA from Nelumbo nucifera (sacred lotus), 6487 nucleotides. RefSeq names its product RNA polymerase II transcription mediator (gene SWP). Gene Ontology annotation, molecular function: transcription coregulator activity. Gene Ontology annotation, cellular component: mediator complex; core mediator complex. The record is from RefSeq and is a predicted model, not a curated record. Gene Ontology annotation, biological process: regulation of transcription by RNA polymerase II. NCBI's taxonomy places the organism in Eukaryota, Viridiplantae, Streptophyta, Magnoliopsida, Proteales, Nelumbonaceae.
AAUAGACUAAUUGAAGCCGAGGUCCAAAUGUAGGGUUUUUAUUUCUCUCUCUCCACUUGCUGUCUCUCUCUCUCUAAAGUCGCACCACCCCAAAAGUGGUUAUUCCGCAUUUCUCAUGCUUUUUAAUCGUCCUCCUAUUGAAGGAACCCGCGAAUGGAAAGAGGAGGAUGAGCAAAUUGUUCUUCUGGAUACCUUCUCGAAGCUCGAAUUGGAACCGAAGCUUGGAAGUCUCUGGUGAUCUCUGUUACCAAACCCUAGAUUCUUCCAUGAACAUUGCUGCGUAGAUCUCACCCCGGCGAGAAGGAAACGAGGAAUGGCGGAAUUAGGGCAACAGACGGUCGAAUUCUCGACGCUGGUGCGCCGAGCGGCCGAGGAAUCCUUUCUCUCGCUCAAGGACUUGGUGGAGAAAUCGAAAUCUUCCGAGCAGUCCGACUCCGAAAAGAAGAUCAGCCUCUUGAAGUACAUAGUCAAGACUCGUCAGCGAAUGCUCCGACUCAAUGUUCUAGCCAAGUGGUGCCAACAGGUUCCAUUGGUUCAAUACUGUCAACAGCUUGCUUCUACAUUGUCAAGCCAUGAUACAUGUUUUACCCAAGCUGCAGAUUCCUUAUUUUUCAUGCAUGAGGGACUGCAGCAAGCUCGUGCUCCUAUUUAUGAUGUUCCUUCUGCUAUUGAAGUUCUCCUUACAGGAAAUUAUCAACGUCUACCAAAAUGCGUAGAAGACAUGGGGAUUCAGAGCACAUUAACUGAGGAUCAGCAACAACCAGCUUUAAAGAAGUUAGACACACUUGUACGAUCAAAACUGCUUGAAGUUACACUUCUCAAAGAAGUUUCUGAAAUCAAAGUUACUGAUGGCACUGCACUUCUUCGUGUAAAUGGGGAAUUUAAAGUUCUCCUUACUCUUGGUUAUCGGGGACAUUUAUCACUAUGGAGAAUCUUACAUUUAGAACUGCUUGUGGGGGAGAGAAAUGGGCCUGUGAAGCUUGAAGAAUCACGAAGGCAUGCCCUUGGGGAUGAUCUAGAACGCCGAAUGUCUGUAGCGGAAAACCCAUUUAUGAUUUUGUACUCCAUACUUCAUGAACUUUGUGUUGCACUUAUCAUGGACACUGUUAUAAGGCAAGUACAAGCAAUGCGUCAAGGAAGAUGGAAAGAGGCAAUACGUUUUGAGCUUAUAUCUGAUGGCAGCACAGGACAGGGAGGGAGUGGUGGUUCUAUGCAGAUGACUCAGGAUGGAGAAGCUGAUUCAGCUGGCCUAAAAACACCUGGAGUGAAAAUUGUAUACUGGUUGGAUAUUGACAAAAAUACUGGGGGUUCUGAUUCAGGGUCAUGCCCAUUUAUAAAAAUUGAACCUGUACAGGAUCUGCAGAUAAAGUGUCUCCAUAACACUUUUGUUAUAGACCCACUAACUGGCAAGGAGGCAAAGUUAUCCCUUGAUCAAAGUUGCAUUGAUGUUGAGAAAUUGUUGUUAAGAGCUAUUUGUUGCAAUAGGUAUACCCGUUUGCUUGAAAUCCAUAAGGAGCUGAGCAGAAAUGGUCACAUCUGUCAGGCUGCAGGUGAUGUUGUUCUUCAUUGCUACUCAGAUGAAUCUGAUGCAGACCUUAAAAAGAGAGAGAAUAAAUCCAGUGUUAGGGAAUAUGGGGGCAAUGAAGUUCUACGUGUGAGGGCCUAUGGUUCUUCAUAUAUUACCCUUGGAAUAAACAUUAGAAAUGGUCGUUUUCUUCUCCAAUCAUCUCGAAAUAUUCUCACACCAUCUGCUUUGUCAGAUUGUGAAGAAGCUUUAAACCAGGGAAGUAUGUCUGCCGCGGAAGUGUUUGCAAGCUUAAGAAGCAAAAGUAUUUUACACUUGUUUGAAUCAAUUGGCAGGUUUCUAGGCCUGAAGGUUUAUGAACAAGGUUUGGCUGCGGUAAAGAUACCAAAGACGAUUUUGAAUGGAUCAAGUUUGUUGUUAAUGGGGUUUCCACAGUGUGGGAGCUCUUAUUUUUUGCUGAUGCAACUUGAUAAGGACUUCAAACCACUCUUUAAACUUCUAGAGACCCAGCCAGAUCCAUCUGGGAAAUCUCAUACAGCUAGUGACUCCAGUCAUGUUAUACGCUUUAACAAAAUUGACAUUGGUCAGCUACAAAUACUCGAGGAUGAAUUCAAUUCCAGUCUUCUGGACUGGGAUAGGAUACUUUCUUCUUUGCCAAAUGCAGUGGGCCCCAAUCAAUCUUCUGAACAUGGUCUUCUCUCUGAGUUUGGUUUAGAAACUUCUGUACAGUCAUCUGGAUGCCCUCAUCCAAGUUUUUCAUCUGUGGUUGAUGAGGUGUUUGAGCUUGAGAAAGGGGCAUUGAGUCCUCCUUUUCCUGUAAACAAUCAUCUCUCUUCAUCAUUUAAUGCGUCCCCUUUUCUGGGUUCUCUUCCGAUGAAUCAUCAAGGGAUGAAGUCUGGAAUCUCAUCUCCCAAGUGGGAGGGGGGUUCACAGUUUUCACAGAUUAACAAUGUAACAAAGUCUACUAUUAGUGGUGCCCAUUUUAAUAGUCCUUUAUAUCCAUCAAACAAUUUGAAGGGAAUAGUUCAGUCCAGCUCUGUCAGUUCUCUUUCUUCAAGCCCUGUUAGAAGCCCCUCCAUUCAAAAACUAUCAACUUCAAAAUCUGAUCAUGAUUUGACUUCUCUUAGGUCUCCACAUUCAGUAGAGAUCAGCUCUUCUAGUAUGGAUGAUGAUCAAGUAAAAUUUCUGAAUGAAUCUUCUAAAGAUGUUUCUGGUGGUCGGACAUCGCGGCUCUCUUCUCCAUUACGACCAACAGGAUCUCGAGCUUCUGCACCAAACAUGAAAUCUAAUGGUCUUAGAAACUCACCCACUGGGCAAAUAGGUGUUUCUGUUAGAGCCUCUGGAUCCAACAUGUGGACUGCUACUCCCGUAUCCCAAGCUCCAGAACCUGGGAUUUCUCAGAGUACGAGUUAUGAUAUAAUGCCUAAACAUGAUAGAAAUCCACGAAAACGUACAAUUUCAGAUAUAGUAAAGUUAAUCCCUUCAGUCCAAGGGGUAGAAGCAAGUACAGGUUCUUCUAAGAGAAGGAAGACCUCAGAAUCAUCAGGCAAUCAUCCUCCACAAGUUCUGUACUCAUCAGAUUUUAUCUCUAGAACUGAGGGUUAUACUUAUGGAAAUCUUCUAGCUGAAGCAAAUAAAGGGAACGCACCUUCUAACAUUUAUGUUAUAGCUCUUCUUCAUGUGGUGAGGCACUGCUCACUUUGUAUCAAACAUGCUCGGCUAACUAGCCAGAUGGAUGCUCUUGACAUUCCAUACGUUGAAGAAGUUGGUCUACGAACUCCAUCCUCAAACUUAUGGUUCAGGCUUCCAUUUGCGAGGGAUGAUUCAUGGCAACACAUAUGUCUUCGACUUGGCAGACCUGGAAGCAUGUACUGGGAUGUCAAGAUAAAUGACCGGCACUUCAGAGACCUCUGGGAACUACAGAAGGGAAGUAACACUACACCAUGGGGUUCUGGUGUUCGUAUUGCUAAUACAUCUGAUAUUGAUUCUCAUAUCCGUUAUGAUCCAGAAGGUGUUGUUCUAAGUUAUAGAUCUGUUGAGGCUGAUAGUAUUAAGAAGUUGGUGGCUGAUCUAAGAAGGCUUUCCAAUGCUCGAUCUUUUGCUCUUGGAAUGCGGAAGUUGCUUGGAGUAAGACCAGAGGAUAAACUAGAAGAGAAUUGUGCAAAUGCUGAAAAUAAAGCUCCUGUUGGGGGAAAAGGUUCCGUUGAGGUUGGUGACAAGGUGACAGACCAGAUGAGGAGGGCAUUUAGAAUUGAAGCAGUGGGUCUUAUGAGUUUGUGGUUUAGUUUUGGUCCUGGGGUGGUAGCCCGCUUUGUUGUAGAGUGGGAGUCAGGUAAAGAGGGCUGCACGAUGCAUGUUUCUCCCGAUCAACUUUGGCCUCAUACCAAGUUCCUGGAAGAUUUUAUCAAUGGAGCUGAGGUUUCAUCACUUUUGGAUUGCAUUCGCCUGACUGCAGGACCUUUGCUUUCUCUUGCAGCUGCAACUCGACCUGCACGUGCUGGUCCUGCUUCUGGUGCUCCUGGUGUAACAGCCAAUCUCUCUGCUAUUCCAAAGCAAAACGGUUUUAUGCCAUCGCAAGGACUGUUGCCAGGCGGUUCAUCGUCAAAUGCUACUCAGGCUACAUCUACUACUGUAGGAAAUCCUGUUGCAAGUACUGGCAUGGGUCCUCUUGGGAGUCACAGCUUUCAUAGUGUUGCAACAUUGGCUGUUGCAGGAAGAGGUGGACCUGGAAUUGUUCCUAGCUCACUGCUUCCAAUUGAUGUCUCUGUUGUAUUGCGCGGUCCAUACUGGAUUCGCAUCAUCUAUCGUAAAAACUUUGCAGUUGACAUGCGUUGCUUUGCUGGAGAUCAGGUUUGGUUACAGCCAGCAACACCACCCAAAGGAGGUCCUUCUUUUGGGGGAUCAUUACCAUGCCCUCAGUUUCGACCUUUCAUAAUGGAGCAUGUUGCCCAGGAGUUGAAUGGUCUAGAACCUAAUUUCAGUGGUGGUCAACAGCCAGUUGGACUUGUCAAUUCAAGCAAUCUGAACCCUGGUUCAGGUGCACAACUUUCUGCUGCUGGUGGAAGCCGUGUUAACCUUACAGCUUCUAGUCCGAUUUCUAGAUCGACUCCAAUGGCUGGAAACCAGGUAGCUGGUCUAAGUCGCAUGGGCAAUGCUCUGUUAACUCAAAAUUUAGCAGCUGUUGGCUCAGGAUUACCUUUACGUAGAACACCAGGCACAGGUGUACCUGUGCAUGUAAGGGGAGAACUCAAUACAGCUUUCAUUGGGCUUGGGGAUGAUGGAGGAUAUGGUGGUGGAUGGGUUCCUGUCGUUGCUCUCAAAAAGGUUUUACGGGGAAUUCUCAAAUACCUUGGAGUUCUGUGGCUAUUUGCACAAUUACCUGAUCUUUUGAAAGAGAUUCUUGGGUCAAUUCUUAAGGACAAUGAAGGUGCUCUUUUAAAUUUGGACCAGGAGCAACCAGCCUUACGUUUCUUUGUGGGGGGCUAUGUGUUUGCGGUGAGUGUCCACAGAGUACAACUUCUUCUGCAAGUGUUGAGUGUGAAGCGCUUCCAUCACCAGCAGCAGCAACAACAGCAGCAAAACCAAGCUAAUGCUCAAGAGGAAUUGACACAGGCUGAAAUAUCAGAAAUAUGUGACUACUUCAGCCGUCGUGUUGCAUCAGAGCCUUAUGAUGCAUCACGGGUUGCAUCCUUCAUCACUCUUCUCACGUUGCCCAUUUCAGUUCUGCGUGAGUUCUUGAAAGUAAUUGCUUGGAAAAAAGGAUUAUCACAGGCACAGGGUGGGGACAUCGCCCCUGCACAAAAGCCUCGUAUUGAGUUAUGUCUCGAGAAUCAUGCGGGAUCAACCAUGGAAGAGAAUCCUAAGCAUUCUUCAACUUCAAAAAGCAAUAUCCAUUAUGAUCGGCCUCACAACUCUGUUGAUUUUGGACUUACUGUUGUCCUUGAUCCUGUACACAUACCUCACAUAAAUGCUGCUGGUGGGGCUGCUUGGUUGCCCUACUGUGUUUCUGUGAGAUUGAGAUAUUCAUUUGGUGAAAACCCUCAUGUUUCUUUUCUUGGAAUGGAGGGUAGCCAUGGAGGCCGAGCUUGUUGGUUGAGAUUGGAAGACUGGGAGAAGUGUAAGCAGAGGGUAGCCCGAACAGUGGAAUUGAGUGCAACUUCAGCUGGAGAUGUUGCACAGGGGAGGUUGAGAGUGGUUGCAGAUAAUGUGCAAAGAACACUUCAGGGUUGCCUUCAGGGUCUAAGGGAUGGUGGUGGCAUUACCGGAAGUUCUGGUGCAACGUGAUCACCGUUAAAUAUCAUUUCAUUGGUAAUGAAAGAGGGAAAAUGAAGAUGCAUUCUUACGGCAGUGGUAUCUCCAUUUGCUAAUGAAACCUGAUUGAGCUACACGUCUCAACGAGGAGCUUCAGAUGGUUGGUUCAUAGCCAUCAGCCAGCUUGGUUAUACUGGUGGUUGCAUACUUGGCCAUUUCUGUGAUUAGAUUGAGAUACCUUUGCAAAAAAUAUGUGGUGGAGGUUUCUACAGCAGUAAAUAAUGAGGGGGCAGUUGAAUAGGCAUUAGCCCAUGAUGAAUGGAUUUUAAUUUCCAGUGGGCAUUGGGCAGUGUUUCUGGCUCCUGUUUAUCUAACCUAGAGAUCGUCAGAGAAGCGGGGUGUAAGAUAUAUUUAAAGGAAAGGUUCAUCUUUUUUGUAAAAUUGGUCCAAGUUGGAAGCGUUUCAUGACAUGUACAGCAGCUUACACACUCACUUAUUGGGCAUUAAAACUAAUAUUGUAAAAAAGGAAAUUAGUUUUACGAUAGUUUACCUGCUGGCUACAAACUUAAUGAUGUUAAUCUUCUUUCUUAACCCUUGUAUCGUAUGAAGAUGAGGCUCUCACUCUCAGGCUUUCAAUCCUUGCAAUUAACUAGUAGUUGGAUGUUAGCAGCAGAAUUUCAAGUAAAAAAAAUACAAAGGAAUUCUUAUGUU